GGCUACAGUAUUGUAACGACCCUGGGUUUAUAAGCGCGGAAAUCGACUUUGCUGUUUCAUUACAUUGGUUGUCAGAAGUGAUCGGACCUUGCAUCCACGACAGUGCCUGUGCUUGGCUGGUGAGCGAGUUCCUGUAAGACGUAGAGUCGCAAGCUAGCGUGAGGACGCGCUCUUUGAAAGGAGGGAGUAGUGUAACGACCCUGGGUCGAUAAGCACGGAAAUCGACUUUGCUGCACGAGCGUGCUUUUGCGGCACAGUCGAUAGCGCGAUGGACUUCGGAGCUAGAAGAUUGAGGGUUCGAGACCUGCUCCCUGCCUGUUUCAUUACAGUAUUCUUUAUUGGGGAACUGCAGAAACUAGCUGAAAGACAUCCAAACAUCCAUAUAAUAACACUUGAUGUUGUCAGUCAGGAGAGCAUAGAGAAAGCUGCACAAGACGUUGACCUGCUUGUUCAGGAGCUGGGCCUCAAUUGUCUAAUCAACAAUGCUGGAAUCAAUGUUGUCGCCAAUUUUGAGACAGUCACGGCUGAGAAGAUGUUGGAGAACUUCCACACCAACUCUGUGGCCCCCCUUAUGAUCACUAAGGCUCUCCUACCCCUGCUGAAGAGGGCAGCUGCCAAAGGCACGGGGAUGGGCAUCCAUAGAGCUGCGGUCAUCAACAUGACUUCCUUGUUAGGGUCAGUCGAGCUCAACUGGGGUGACCGGGCCAAGAACUUCAAGUGGUAUCCUUACAGAACAUCCAAGAGUGCUCUGAACAUGGUGACCCGAUGCAUGGCAGUGGAUCUGGAGGCUGAUGGCAUCCUGUGCAUGGGCCUCCAUCCUGGCUGGGUACGCACUGACAUGGGCGGACCAGAGGCACCUUUGAGUCCAGAGGAGAGCAUAUCUUCUGUGUUGUCAGUAAUUGGUGGAUUGACUGAAAAGGAUCAUGGGUCAUUUCUACACUACACCGGGGAGCCACUACCCUGGUGAUUGGAAUAUCACCAUGGAUGAUUUUAUAAGUUGUUGGUUUGCAUAUGUUUAUGCUUUGACUAUGCAAAGUUCAAUGUACUACCUAGAUAGCAGUUAUGCAUGAAAAAAUGCAUCAUGUAAUGUUCUAUAUGACAUUAAGUUUUAUUCGCUGUAACACUGACACUGUAUGCCUAGCCUAUGUUAUUAAAACGAGGCAAGUUAAUUGUUCAGUAGGCCUAUGUGCAACAGGUUGAAGUGGCAAGGAAGCAAAUAGUGGACAGUCUUUUGUUUGUCAUUGAAGGAAGUUGUUCUUUCAGCUUAGGAUAAGUAUCUUCCCAGACAUCUUUGUAAACCUCUAAGAGGAUAUUAAAUGAUAUUGUUUAAUUUCCGA
Messenger RNA from Salmo salar (Atlantic salmon), 1337 nucleotides. RefSeq names its product SDR family oxidoreductase. Lineage: Eukaryota; Metazoa; Chordata; Actinopteri; Salmoniformes; Salmonidae. Gene Ontology annotation, molecular function: oxidoreductase activity. Gene Ontology annotation, cellular component: cytoplasm. The record is from RefSeq and is a predicted model, not a curated record.